CAUGGGGGACACCUUCAUCCGCCACAUCGCCCUUCUGGGCUUCGAGAAGCGCUUUGUCCCCAGCCAGCACUACGUCUACAUGUUUCUGGUGAAGUGGCACGACCUGUCCGAGAAGGUGGUCUACCGGCGCUUCACCGAGAUCUACGAGUUCCACAAAAUGUUAAAGGAAAUGUUUCCUAUCGAGGCAGGGGACAUCAACCCAGAGAACAGGAUCAUCCCGCACCUGCCAGCCCCCCGGUGGUUCGAUGGGCAGCGGGCGGCCGAGAGUCGCCAGGGCACGCUCACCGAGUACUACAACACGCUCAUGGGUCUACCUGUCAAGAUCUCCCGCUGCCCCCAACUCCUCGACUUCUUUAGAGUGCGCCCCGACGACCUCAAGCUUCCCACGGACAGCCAGGUGAAAAAGCCAGAGACCUACUUGGUGCCCAAAGACGGCAAGAGCAAUGUCACGGACAUCACAGGCCCCAUCAUCCUGCAGACGUACCGUGCCAUUGCUGACUUCGAGAAGACCUCGAGCUCCCAGAUGGCUCUGGCCACGGGUGACGUGGUGGACGUCGUAGAGAAGAGUGAGAGUGGCUGGUGGUUCUGCCAAACGAAGACAAAGCGAGGUUGGGUCCCAGCGUCCUACUUGGAGCCCUUGGACAGUCCUGAUGAGGCAGAGGACCCAGAGCCCAACUACGAAGGUGAGCCCUAUGUCACCAUCAAAGCCUAUACUGCCGAGAUGGAGGAUGAAAUGUCCCUGCAGGAAGGUGAAGCCAUCGAAGUCAUUCAUAAGCUCCUGGAUGGUUGGUGGGUCGUCAGGAAAGACGACAUCACCGGCUACUUCCCAUCCAUGUACCUACAGAAGUCCGGGCAGGAUGCUGCCCAGGCACAUCGCCAGAUCAAGAGCCGAGGGGCCCCGCCCCGCAGGUCGUCCAUCCGCAACGCGCACAGCAUCCACCAGCGAUCGCGGAAGCGCCUCAGCCAGGACACCUAUCGGCGCAACAGCGUCCGUUUUCUGCAGCAGCGCCGCCGUCCGGCGCGGCCCGGACCGCAAAGCCCAGGGAGCCCGAGAGGGGAGCAGCCAGCGACCCAGCCCGCGAAGCCACAGCCCGCGGUGCCCCCGCGGCCCAGCGCAGACCUUAUCCUGCACCGAUGCAGCGAGAGCACCAAGCGGAAGCUGGCGUCUUCCGUCUGAGGCCGGGUCGCCGCCCCUAGAUGGCGUCCUAGCCCCUCCGCCCUGUCGGGUCCCAUUCCUGUAUAUACGUGUAUAGAUCCGGAGGUCCGGAUGCCUCUGGCAGCCCCGGCCCCGCCCCACCUAACGGCUCGCCGCUCAGAGUAAAUGCUGUUUGGAGUGGACAGAGGCUCUGCAGAGCAGCCGGGCGGGCUGGGCUGGGCACGCCUUUGGGGAUAUUUAUAAAAUAAGGACUGAGGGCUGUGAGUUCUGCUGGGGCGGGAGGUUGGGGAAGUUGCAAGAACCAAGGUCCGGUCGCACUCUGCCCUGGCCUUGGCCGAGACUAAGUUUGCACGGGGCCAAGUGCACCGUUCCCCCCUGCCCCCCCACUGCUGGCUGUUUGGACAGAAGCUGCCUGCUAAAACUUUGGUACCACUGCAGAAGAGUCCUAAAGAAGGGUGCCACAGUGUGCAGGGUGUGCACCUUAGUUCGGUGAGAAAUAAAAUUGGUAAUUUAGGUAUACGGAGGGAGCACCUCUGAUUUAUUCACUGAAAGGCUGCCCAGUUAGGAGGUUGUACCAGAAAGCAAUUAUUCAUUGAUGAACAGACCCUCAUCGCCCCCACAAGCAACUGCUGCCAGCCUUUGGCCUCAAAGUCUUUGCUGGUGGAUCUUUUGCAAAAUGCAAAGACACCAGGGUGCAGCCCGGAGCUGCAAAUCUUACAAAAGCAGCCGCUUAUCAGGAAGGCAGCUGCCCCUCCUGUGUGGGAGGUGACACAAGAGGAUGGGAGAGGCUGGUCCCUUGGAGGGGGGGGGGGCUGAUGCUUCUCAAGAGAACAACUUGAGGGUCACAACAACUGAAAGAGACCUUGAGAAGGUCACUGGGCCCUUUAUUUGCAUUUUUGCAGACUUGGUUUGCUGGAAAAGUCCAGCCCAUCAAGUGCUAUCAUGCAAAGCUGUGGGAGAAUUAACCACUGAGAAU
Molecule: messenger RNA, 2132 nt
Organism: Nyctereutes procyonoides (raccoon dog)
Lineage: Eukaryota; Metazoa; Chordata; Mammalia; Carnivora; Canidae
Gene: NCF1
Product: neutrophil cytosolic factor 1
Exons: 11
Coding region: 2-1177 (391 amino acids)
Biological process (GO): superoxide anion generation; respiratory burst
Cellular component (GO): cytoplasm; NADPH oxidase complex
Molecular function (GO): superoxide-generating NADPH oxidase activator activity; protein binding; phosphatidylinositol binding
Source: RefSeq, a predicted model, not a curated record